GACUUGAGCUGGGUUUUCACAAGCAGGAUCACAAUUGUCCCACAUUUUGUGCAAACCUGUCGUCACACAAUUGCUGCUUUUUAUGAAACAAAAAAUACAUAGAAAGUUUAUACAAAUUAAUUAAAAUGUUUAAAGGAUUAUUGAGUUUGACCUGAUGUGGAUGAUCAACAGUUACUAAAGGUUAUGCACCUCCUUUAACUGACUAUUUGUUAAAAAUUACUUCCUCUUUCCUUAAUAUCCAUCAGUUCCCUCAACAGUUGAAGUCAAAUUGUGAUAAAUCUUAAAAUGGAGACUACAUCUGGAAAUGCAGAUUUUAUCAGACUGGAAAACAACAAAUCAGAAACUUCACCUGUUGAAGCAGAUGAUGAUAUUCAUGGAAAAAAUGAGGAUUUGGACUGGAAUUUAAAAAGCUUUGAAGAUGCCUCUAAAUGUUCGAUAAAAGAAAUGUCCCAUAAGAGACUCCUGUUGUUUCUAUGCAUCUGUCUGCUCACUGCUCUGCUGGCUCUGUGUGUUAUGGGAACUCUCUAUGCAAAACAACUUGGAUCAUAUGAUUUAUUAAAAGAGCACUACAGCAAUGCUGCAGAAAAAAUUGUUGGACACGAGCAGAAUGCUACAGAGUUAAGAGAGGAGUUUGACCAACUUCAGAUGUCUUUCAAGGAGAUGGAAAAAGGUUACCAGGAGCUUGAAGCCAGACACAACACAACCAAAGAGCGUCUCUCCUUAUGCAGUCAAGUAUCAGACAAAACAGUUGGAAGGAUAAAGUAUUACUACAUCUCUACCGAAAAACUGAACUGGAUGCAAAGUCGAGACUAUUGUGUGAGAACGGGAGGUCAGCUGGUGAAAAUACCAAGUAAAAAAGUUCAGGAUUAUUUGGCCUCGUUUCUGAAAGCAUCUUACUGGAUUGGACUGAAUGAUUUAGACACUGAAGGACGUUGGAUGUGGGUGGACAACACAACACUCUCCGGAGAAACAUUCUGGUACAGGAGGGCAAAUCAACCAGCUGAACCUGAUAACUGGAAAUUCGAGGACCCUAAUGGAGAAAAUUGUGCUUGUUUGGAUAUUGACGGUGAAAAAUUAUCAUGGUAGGACUCUUCAUGCUUAAACCUCAAGAAGUUCAUCUGUGAAAAAUAAAACCACAAUAUAUAUUAUUAUGUGGUAUGAAAUUCAAGUAUACCUAGUAAUUUUCUAUGUCUUUUUUCUCUUCAAAUUUAAAGAGCACCUAUGGUCCGAUUCACGUUUUUAAAUUUCCUUUAGUGUGUAGGUGUGUAUUAAUACAUGUUAACGAUAUGCAAAAGGUACAAACCCCAAAGUAAACAAUGACGCGAGUUAUCGUCUCUAACGUAACUCUCUUUUCUUGGACUACAACAAACACACAGAUUAUAGGCAACAUUUUACUCCCUGGGAUCAAGACCGAUAUAUAUAUGUAUUCCUCCUGCUGAUGUCAGAGGUAUUCAGACCAAUCACAACGUACAGAUUAGCUGGCCAAUCAGGGACACAGAGCUUUUCAAAUCCGUGCGUUUCAGGAAAAGAGUAAAAUAUGGAACUACAAAAAUGUACGGUAUGUGGAUAAUAAUGUGUUUUUAUACCAUAAACCACGCAAACACAUUGUAUUACACAAAAUACACAAAAUAUUUUUUUUUUACAAUGAAAUAUAGGUGCUCUUUAAUACAAACCUUCAAACUCAAUUUUAUAGUGUUAUACAAUAGGUUAGAUGCAUUAUAUCUCUACAUGAUUGUCAGCAUUGUUUUAUCUGCUAAAAAGCAUUUGAACAAAGACACAACACAUAUAAUUGUCUAAACAAGCACUUUUAUGCUAGACUGUGAAACAAUGAAAACCUAGAAAAAGGAAGAAUUUAAAUGAUGUUUUAAUGUCACAUCAAAUACUGUAAGGGCAUCAUUUUCUUUUAAUUAAAGUGAUCAGUAUGUUUUUAUUCCUGUAAAGCUGCUUUAAACCUUUAAAAAUGAUCAUAAAAAAUAAAAUGAAAUAAUGAUUUGUCUGAUGAUUUUUAUUUUCUUUUUAAGGAAACAUUACAAAUAAUUAGUGAUGCACCGAUGUAUCAGCCGCCGAUAUUUAUCGGCCGAUUUUUAUCGGCCGAUUUUUGAUGAAUUUGAAAUCAUCUGCAAUAGCGUGAGAAAGGCCGAUACCGAUUGUUUAUUAAUUAACUGCAUAAAGAAAUCCAUUAUAUGUAAAAAAUGAGAUAAUGUUGAUGCUGAAUAGCAAAAACCACCUUUGAAGGUUGUCAUGCUGUCUUAUUAUAUUUGUUUUAGCUUAAUUUGUGCCUCUCUUAAUUAGAUCCAAUCCAUGUUCAGUAAAAAUAAUUUGAUGCAGAAAUAAACUAGCUAAUAGACCAACUGUAUAGUAUACGAGUGUUUAAUAUCGGCAUCGGCCAGAAGUUGUCUGUUUAAAUUGGUAUCGGCCCAAAAAAAAAAUCCUAUCGGUGCAUCCCUACAAAUAAUGUAAUGUGUUUAAGAUUUAAAUUACACAUUUAAAGUGGCUAAAAAAAUUAAAUUUAAAGUGGAUUAAAAAAGUUGUCAAGACAAGAAUGGAUAUUGUUCAAAAUUUUAAGACAACUUUAAUGAAAGGUUUUGAUCCACUUCAAAUGUUGAUUAGUUUGACAACACUCCAUGUUACAAACUAUGUUUUAAAAUGCAAAAAUAUGAGGUCAAUAGGCCCCUUCCUUUCAGAGAAGACAUUUUGGACAAUGCCACACUACCAGAACUGAUGCUAAAAGAUGUCACGGGGACAGUAGCCUUAAAAAAGUCCUAGUAUGUACCAAUCUAGGAACAUAUAUGUUCCUUCUUUAGGUAAAAAGGUGUAAGGGUACCAUGAUCCCAGUGACAACUUUUGUACCUUAAUUUCGGAGAGUUAUGCUUUCCAUAUUGUGAGAGAGUCCUUCUUAUUCAACAUCAGUGCUUGACCUUACAAAUGCACUAUUGGAUGAAUGGGCAAACAUUUCCAGUUAAACACUCUUGUGGAAAGUUAAAAUGCUGUAGAACAUCUUUAAUAAAAUAAAGCAUUCAACAGGCCCGUAGUAUAAAUGUUUUUAAUAUACAUUUUUAUAUCAAUUUUCAUACAAAGCUAAAUGA
This is a messenger RNA of Misgurnus anguillicaudatus (oriental weatherfish), 3086 nucleotides long. RefSeq names its product CD209 antigen-like protein C. NCBI's taxonomy places the organism in Eukaryota, Metazoa, Chordata, Actinopteri, Cypriniformes, Cobitidae. The record is from RefSeq and is a predicted model, not a curated record.